Messenger RNA from Mustela erminea (ermine), 746 nucleotides. RefSeq lists its product as uncharacterized. NCBI's taxonomy places the organism in Eukaryota, Metazoa, Chordata, Mammalia, Carnivora, Mustelidae. The transcript has 5 exons. The record is from RefSeq and is a predicted model, not a curated record. The coding region runs from base 1 to 642 and encodes 213 amino acids.
AUGCUGCUGGCACCGCUGAACAUGCCUCAAUGUCAACGGCUGGCAAAUGCAAAAGGGCUUAAAAACAGCAAGAGAAUUUUGUGCCGGAAAAACAUAGAACGGCUCUGCAGCAUAAAACUUUCAUUCUCUUCAUUUCUCCGGAUGGAUGUUCUUCUUGGCAUUUUCUCCUCUUUUCGCUCUAUCUCACCACCCACCGAGUCGCCGCUAACUGGCCAAACUGGCUGUCAAGCAGGUGCGUCAUUCGGCAGCCAGGAGGGGCGGGAUGGAACCCGCGUCCGGGCUGGCGGCCGGGGUGAGUGUGAGUGUGAGAGUGAGAACAGCCCCGCAGGUCCCGAGGCGCUGGCUGGGGACUCUGCCGCGGAAAGUUCCCAGUCCCCAGCCGCAGGUAAUGGAGAGGGAAUAGAGAGGUUCCCUGUUUGCAUCAGCAAAUGCGAAAACAUAAUAGCAACAACAGCGGUGUCCUCUCUCCGGAUCGGGGUUUCCAAUGACGCUAACAUUCUUUUUCCUUUAAGUCUUUUUCCUAUGCCACAAUAUAGAAUGGUCCCCUGCGGCUUCCUGGUAAUGAAUGACCCGAGAGUAACACCGCCACAACCUGCGAGAAAAGGAGAGCCCUUUACCCAACCCCGAGAUCUGCAGGAUUGAAAUGAAAUAUUUUGAGCUCUUCCAACUGACUCAUCAGAAUUCUGGAGCAUUUUUAAAAUGACGUGUGUUUGCUUCUUAUUUGACAAUGAUACAGUCAGCAUAAU